Messenger RNA from Nelumbo nucifera (sacred lotus), 1237 nucleotides. RefSeq lists its product as uncharacterized. NCBI's taxonomy places the organism in Eukaryota, Viridiplantae, Streptophyta, Magnoliopsida, Proteales, Nelumbonaceae. The record is from RefSeq and is a predicted model, not a curated record.
GUGGUGGGCCCAUAUGUUUUGCCAUUUCUUUUUCAUGCGGAGCAUGUAUGUUCACAAUGCAUGGUAGGAAGUGCGUGUGAGGCGCCGGGUGUCGGGUGUGAGAAACAGAUCCAGUCUCGAACUUCUGACCUCGUUUUAACGUGCGCGUGGGGUGCUUGUUGUCAGGGAUUUCAUGUUUCUAAAUCCUGGUGAAGCAAACAAAGCUUCAUUUUCUCUCGCCGUCUUAUCUUAACCCGCCGAAAUCGAGUUCAGUGUGUUUAGUCAUUGUUCGGUUGCAUAUUGCUCUGGUGUCUGUUGAUGGCGCUCAGCGUCUAUAUGCGUGUCAGUUCUAUAUCUGUUACGCCUAGAAAGCUUCGAAUCCCUAAUGGUGUUAGAAGCGUUGGAGGCUGCGUUGCUUCUGCGGUGAAUAACGAUCCCAAACCUUCAGUUGGCAUUUAUGCGGAUUCUACUCCGAGGGCUCGAUUUGUUGCGAGGCGGUCCGAAACGGUUUCUGUUCAACUGCUCGAACGCCCACUAAGAGACUAUAUGAGCUUGCCUGCAAGCCAGUAUUCUGUUUUGGAUGCCGAGAGGAUUGAACGGGUUGAUGAUAAUACCUUUCGCUGUUAUGUGUACCGGUUUAAAUUUUUUGCUUUUGAAGUCUGCCCUGUCCUGCUUGUUAGAGUCGAGGAGCAACCUAAUGGCUGUUGCAUUAGGCUUUUGUCCUGCAAGUUGGAAGGUUCAGCAGUCGUAGUUGCACAGAACGAGAAAUUCCAUGCCUCAAUGGUGAAUCAAAUAUCUUGUGGUAACGAACAGGAUAACUUGUCAGUCCAGGAGCUCACCUCAGAUACAACCAUUGAGGUUUCAAUUGAUAUCCCAUUUCCAUUUCGAUCAAUUCCGGUGAAUGUGAUUGAAUCAGCUGGAACUCAAGUCAUUGAACAAAUACUAAGGAUAAUGCUUCCCAGAUUUAUGAGACAGAUAAACAGAGCCUGAAGAUCACUAAACGAGCAAUAUCAGGUGGCGACCUGCACUAUUACCAGCUUACAUUGCUACAGGCGACAAAUUAGCUCUUUUUUCCAACUGAUUGAUGCAUCUGUACACUUGAGAAAGUUUUAGAAAAUUAAGACUCAUGAAUUAUUGUUCUUUUUUGUCCAUCUAAUUAAAUGUUGAUUUACUCAAGGUUCACAAUUUCGAUUUCGAUACAGGCGUAUUGUAUCAUAUUGGCAUUCAGCAGGUCUAAGAUACACCAUUUUUUCAGGAA